This is a messenger RNA of Fomitiporia mediterranea MF3/22, 2343 nucleotides long. Its product is annotated as kinase-like protein. The transcript is spliced from 12 exons. Gene Ontology annotation, biological process: protein phosphorylation. Bases 147 to 2318 code for a protein of 723 amino acids. NCBI's taxonomy places the organism in Eukaryota, Fungi, Basidiomycota, Agaricomycetes, Hymenochaetales, Hymenochaetaceae. The record is from RefSeq and is a predicted model, not a curated record. Gene Ontology annotation, molecular function: protein kinase activity; ATP binding.
GAACGAUAAUGCUGUUCUGUGUCUGUCAGCCGCAGUCAGCGACUCUGCGAUAAAUAAGUCAACUUUGUUAUUCCAGUUCUGCAACCAACCUUCACGAUUCAAGAGUUGGUUACUUGCAUCCGUGUUCCGGACACUCACGCAGCAUAAUGCCAUCGACGCCGUUGCUUAGUUCGCCUGGUACUAGCAAUUCUGCCUCCCCAUCAAGUGUUCUCGCCAUUUUACCUUUCGAAGAUGACGAUCCCCAUGACUCGGCGCAGCCUGCAUGGCGUACGAUUCUUUCCGACUCACACCAGGUCGUUUUAUACAACUCGGACUCGCACGCGCUUUCGGUGCGUCAGCUCGAUACUAACACCAGGUCCGAGCCACUCGGGUCUUGCCCAUAUUGCAACAGACCUUUAGAGGGCGCCGCUGGUCCCCCACCAUUCCGAGAUGACAACCGUAUGCGCGCUUCCAAUUACUUCCAGCUACUUGAGGUUGCGAACGAAUCGAGUUCUCGCCCUUCCAGUCGUGCGAGGUCAAGGUUCAGAUCAGUAGGGGAUUCAGAAGAAGAGAGUGAAUCACACAGUUUUUUGGAAGACGAAAAUACCUUCAGAACAGACGCUAUGGCUGAAGGCUACUUUCACGCGUUUUUCAAGGAGGAGUAUAGACUUGGCAUGGGUGCAAAUGGCAGCGUGUUCCUAUGCCAGCACGUUCUUGAUGGGAAUCCCUUAGGGCAUUUCGCCGUAAAGAAAAUCGCGGUUGGACAGUCCCAUUCAUAUUUACUGAAAAUUCUCCGAGAAGUUCGCCUCCUCGAGCAACUCCGACAUCCGAACAUUAUUACGUAUCAUCAUGCAUGGCUCGAGACAUAUCAGUUCUCUUCGUUCGGACCGAAAAUCCCGACGCUUUUUGUAUUGAUGCAAUGGGCCGAGGGUGGAAGUCUUGACGAUUUCAUCGAUGCCCGUCUCGGUCAUCCGCACCAUGCGCCGAGCCACUCUGGAGCUGGAUCAGAUGGUCCGCUAGAUGAUGCGUUUCGUUCACGAUCAGAUCGUAUACGUGCCUUUCGUGCUGCUCGGGCCCGCCCGCAAGAGGAACGCGAACGAAGGAGAGCAGAGAGAGCUCGUGGCAUUCGCACAGCAGUGCAUUUACUUGGCGCGGAAGAAGCGAAAUCGUUGUUCACGGAUGUCACUUCCGGUCUAGCGUUUCUACAUGAUAAAUCGAUUCUACACCUGGAUUUAAAACCUGGAAACGUUUUGCUUACGUGGGAUGUCGAUGCCUUGAUACCGCGUGCGAUGCUGUCAGACUUCGGGACGUCUCGAGACAUGAUCCGACCUUCAGAAUCCCGAACUGGCAACACCGGAACCUUAGAGUUUACAGCACCGGAAGCCCUACGCUCUCCACAGACAGGUCUUCUUAGCCAAAUUGAUUCAAAGGCAGACAUGUGGUCCCUUGGAAUGAUCCUCCAUACACUGCUGUUUUUCCGUCUACCCUAUCUCUAUUCACGUGGUGGAGAUAGCAAGGGUAACGGAAACGGAAACGGCGAUAUUGAGAAGCUUGAGAAAGAGGUGCUUGAAUACGAAGGGUUUAAACGGAAUGCAACUCUUAUGGAUUCUUUCGAAAGACGCGGGCUACCGGCCGCUUAUCUCAUCCUCCUCGAGAGUUUGUUGAAUCGGUUGCCGAAGAAAAGACCAACUUGUGAUCAGGUGCUGCGUGCUAUUGCUGAAGGCAAUUUCGAUCCCCAGGCUAUCCGAGCUGGAGUUAUCAGUGCAGGUACUUUAGUGCCUCGCCCACGCGGACAAUCACCACCCAUCUACUCUGAGAAAGACUCAGGCGACAGCGGCGACACAGUUCUCGAGGGCAAUGGUACCGCUGUUCAACAAGAUGAAAGCCUUGACGAUGCGCAGGCUCCAAGCGAACUUGAGUUGGAUACGCCUCGACCUCCUAUACCGGACAAGGACAGCUAUCUGGAUGAGCAGGAGGAACCAACCGCCCCUCUGCUUGCCCUACCACCUGCCAAUCCGAGUCUGAUGGACACAGUUAGCAAUUACCGGCUAAGAUCAUUGUUGCUGUUCUUGGCAAAGAUCGCGCGCUGCAUUGGUAUUGCUCGGCCGGGUGCGAUACGUGUUUGCAAAUCCGCUGUACUUGCUAUGAAAGUAUUUACUCUCUUCUCAAAAUGUCCACAGGGUCGGCCAGAACCCGUCUUUCUAUGUUUCACUCUGGGACUUGCAAUCAGCGAUACAUGGUCGGAAAGUUUGUGGCCUACGCCAUUACUAAUCUUUGUGCACUUUUUUAUCCUUCAUUUCCAUUGUUUCAAUCAUCAGUGCUGUGUACUUCGUCUCUAAUUGAACUAACCUAUAUUUUAACUCA